AUGGCCCAAGCGAAUGGGCGAUUCGCGGACUCCGGCACUAGAACCGAGGGGGCAGCAUACCAGAAUGAACUGGAGCGGUUGACCCGGUCGAUAUGGAACCUUGAGGAGCCCAUCGAGAGUAGUGGUAGAUGCAUUAGAGAACUAAAAUCAAGACGACACGUGCUGUCUGAUGAAGAGCAGGAGAAUCUGAAAUCAGAAGAGACGCUGCUUCAGAAAUUGCAGACCGAUUUGCAGAAGUUGAAGGAGCAAAGGGAUGACCUGAAAUCGACCCCGGCCGGAUUAAGAGCGCAGGAGAUAACGAAGCUGCAGCAGGAAAUUGAAAGAUCAAUUAAGCCGUUCUCGCCUGAAGAAUUAGCUGAACGAGCUAAGUCAUUUCGCCAGAAGGCAGAAGAAGAGCGUAAGAAACGGGAUAUCAGCAAUCUUGUCUGGGGUGGUGUCGCCAUAAUGAUGCUGGUCCCUGCGGUUGCAGCCGUGCUGUGGAGCACAUCUAUAUCUUAG
Messenger RNA from Orbilia oligospora ATCC 24927, 498 nucleotides. RefSeq lists its product as uncharacterized. The transcript has 2 exons. The record is from RefSeq and is a predicted model, not a curated record. The coding region runs from base 1 to 498 and encodes 165 amino acids. Lineage: Eukaryota; Fungi; Ascomycota; Orbiliomycetes; Orbiliales; Orbiliaceae.